This is a messenger RNA of Anolis sagrei ordinatus, 3809 nucleotides long. It is a transcript of the gene FAM181B, whose product is annotated as family with sequence similarity 181 member B. The record is from RefSeq and is a predicted model, not a curated record. NCBI's taxonomy places the organism in Eukaryota, Metazoa, Chordata, Lepidosauria, Squamata, Anolidae.
AAAGAAAGAGAAAAGAAGAAAUCAAAUCUUCUCAGCCUCUCUGGCUUGACUUCGGUGCCAGAAGUGGGUAGAAGAGAGACAGUGUGUGUGUGAGAGAGAGAGAGAGAGAGAGGGAGGGAGGGAGAGAGGGAGAGAAAGAAGGAAGGAAGGGAGAGAAAGGAAGGGAGGAAAGAAAAGAGAAAGGAAGGAACCAAAGGUUUUCAGCCUCCCUGACUUGGCUUGAGUUCCAGAAGUGGGUGGAGGAGAGAGAGAGAGAGAGAGAGAGGAAGGAAGGGAGAGAAAGAAGGAAGGAAGAAAGGAAAGGGAGAGAGAGAGAGGAAGGAAGGGAGAGAAAGAAAGGAAAGAGAAAGGAAGAAACCAAAGCUUCUCAGCCUUCCUGGCUUGGCUUGGGUGCCAGAAGUGGGCAGAGGAGAGACAGAGUGAGAGAGAGGAAGAGUGGAAGGAAGGAAGAGAAAGUAAGGGAGGAAAGAAAAGAAAGGAAAGAGAAAGGAAGAAAUCAAGGCUUCUCAACCUCUCUGGCUUGAUUUCUCAGACUCUCUCGCUUGACUUGGGUAGAGGAGACACACACAGAGAGAAAAAAAAGUGUGUGUGUGUGUGUGAGAGAGAGAGAGAGAGAGAGAGAGAAGAAGGGAGAGAAAAGAAGGGAGAGAAAGAAAAAAAAGGAAAGAGAAAGGAAGAAACCAAAGCUUCUCAGCCUCUCUGGCUUGGCUUGGGUGCCAGAAGUGGGCUGAGGAGAGACAGAGAGAGAGAAAGAGAAAGAAAGAGUGAGAGAGAGGAAGGAAGGGAGGAAAGAAAGGAAAGGGAAAGGAAGACAUCAAAGCUUCUCAGCCUCUCUGGCUUGACUUGGGAAGAGGAGAGACACAGAGAGGGGAAAAGUGUGUGUGUGUGAGAGAGAGAGAGGGAGGGAGGGAGAGAAAAGAAGAGAAAGAAAAAAAAAGGAAAGAGAAAGAAAUCAAAGCUUCUCAGCCUCCCUGGCUUGACUUGGGUGCCAGAAGUGGGCUGAGGAGAGACAGAGAGAGAGUGAGAGAGAGGAACAGUGAAAGGAAGGAAGAGAAAGGAAGGGAGGAAAGAAAGGACAGAGAAAGAGAAAGGAAGAAAUCAAAGCUUCUCAGCCUCCCUGGCUUGACUUGGGUGCCAGAAGUGGGCUGAGGAGAGACAGAGAGAGAAAAAGAAAGCGUGAGAGAGAGAAAGGAGGGAAGAGAAAAGAAAGAGAGAUAGACGAGAGGGAAAGAAGGAAGGGAAGGGAGGAAAGAGAUAGACGGGAAGGGAAGAAGGAAGGAAAGACUCUCUGCCCACUCAUCCAUCCUUUGGCUGACCCUCAUUGAUUCCUAUUGGCUGGAAGGAAGGAAAGGAAGGAGGGAGGGAAGGAAGGAAGGAAGGAAAGAUGCUGGUCUCGCUGGCUCGACGCCCUGCCUGUGGGCGUCCCUCCGGGACUGAAGAGUAAACCGAAGAAGGCAGCGUCGAAGAAGGAGGGCUGCUUGGGCAGCGGCGGAGGGUCCCCAUGGCAGUGCAGGCGGCCCCCUUGGCCCCCCACGGGCACCCCUUCCUGCCCUUCGGCUUCUCGGUCCCUUUGGGGGACUUGGGGGAGCUGGAGAAGGGCUUCGAGGAGGGCGGCGCGGCGCUGCUGCUGGACGGCGGGGCGGGAGGCGGCGAGGCGGGCGACUUCAAGGAGCUGCUCAGCUUCAUCGACUCGGCCUCCAGCAACAUCAAGCUGGCCCUGGACAAGCCCGUCAAAUCCAAGCGGAAAGUCAACCAUCGCAAGUAUUUGCAGAAGCAGAUCAAGCGUUGCAAUGGCAUCAUCGGCGCUGCUGCUGCUGCGACUCCGGAAUCCUCUCCAAAUCCUAGUUUUGCCAGCAGCCAUCCGCACCAGCAACUUAACGCGCAUAAAAGGACUAGCGCCUCUUUGUCGCCACCUAGCGGCGGAGGCACGCAUUGCAAGCCACCUCAGCAGCCUCCCAAUGCUCACAAAAGGACUCCUGCUUCUUUGUCGCCUUCCAGCGUUGGCACAGCGCAUUGCAAGCAGCUGAAAAGGACUAGCGCCUCUCUGUCGCCGUCCAGUGGUGGGGCGGUGCAUUGCAAGCCUCCGCAACCAUCCAAACGAGAUGCCGCCACCGCAACUCUGGUGCAGAGCCAAAGCUUGGCAGCGCUCUUCGACUCCUUGCAACCGCCCAACGUCGGACUCUCCUCGAUCCAACCCGAAGGCGUCCUGCACGUCGGGGGAAAGAAAGUCCCUCUCCGGCACCGCAACCUCCCUCCUUCGUUCUUCACCGAGCCGAGUCACUCUGGGUUGAAAGAGCCCGGCCCUGAGGAGCUUUUCGACCUCCUGGAGUAUGGCAGCCUCAUUCCGGAUCCGUCGGAGACGUCGGUUUUUGCCCCGAGCCGCCUCCAAACCUCGGAGAUGGCGUUAGAAGGGCCCAGCUUGUACGAAUCGCUGCCUUUGCCUGCCUUGCUCUACUCCACCGAGACACCCUUGCGCCCCUUACCGGCUCUUUACGGUACUGCUGCCCCUUCGGACUCGGCGUCGGGAGAGGUCACAGCGGCCGGGCCACAUUUGCCGUCCGGUGCGGCUUUUGUUCCCUUCUUUCCCGAUUGCCCCCCGCUGCCUGCUGCCUACCAGUAUGCCCCAUCGGGGUACAGCAGAAAUGGGGCAGGGGCCUUGUUCCAGCCCUUAGUGUAGUGGCCAUGACCUGCCUUGGACCGGACUUGCUUGGGUUGCAUUUGAUGAUAAUAGUAACAGCAACACUUUAUUUAUAUUCUGCCCUAUCUCCCCAAGGGGACUCAGGGCAGAUCAUAGAACAUACACACGGAAAACUUUCAAUGCCGUUUUGGACAGGCAAGACAGAGACAGACAGAACAGAAAGGAGGUAUGUUGUGUUGACGUCCAGCUUUUUGGCAUCUUGGAGGUUGUCCUCGAAUCCAGCCACAAGGAGGUGCUGUUGCUCCAUGCUCUAUGAUGAAGGGCCAUCAGGACUUCCUCCUUCCUUUUGGUCGCCGGGCAUUUUCGGAUCUUUUUCUUUAUGGUGUCGUAAAAUACCUUCCCCACUUGUUUUAGCAGUACCUCAUUUCUCUACUUACAGCUCAAGCUGUUUUCAAACUGCUUAGGUAAACAGUGAGCUGGGCUGAUAGUUGGGCACUCAUGCCAACCCGGGGCUUCGCACUGGCAACCUUUCGGCUGGUAGAUCUUAUAAUUGCUGGUGAUUUUAAAGACCAGCCCUCUGGUGGGGCUUUUGUGACCUUCUUUCCUGACUGCUCACCACCAUGAACAGGGCAAGUGCCUUUUUCCAGCACAUAGUUUAGCAACCAUAAAGGAGGGGAAGAAGCUUAUAUACUGAAAAACAAGGCUUGCUGUGUGUUGGGGCCACGAAUCCUGGGAAAUGGGGAUGCUUGGAUUCUGAAAGACAAGAAAUCUUGAGGUGUGUUGGGUCGGUUUUGCUUGUGUUGGGGAGAUUUCUACCUUCCAAAGCAGAGUUUCUCAACCUGGGGUUGGGAUCCCUGGGAGGACCGCAAGGGGGUGUCAGAGGGGUCGCCAAAGACUAUCAGAAAACACAGUAUUUUCUGUCGGUCACUUCUGUGUGGGAAGUUUGGACCAAUUCUGUUGUUUGUGGUGUUCAGAAUGCUCUUUGAUUGUAGGUGAACUAUAAAUCCCAGCAAUUACAACUCCCAAAUGUCAUGGUCUAUUUCCCCCAAACUCCAUUAGUGUUCACUUUGGGGCAUAUUGAGUAUUCAUGCUAAGUUUGGUCCAGAUCCAUUAUUGUUUGACUCCACCAUGCUCUCUGGAUGUAGGUGAACUACAACUCCAAAACUCAAGG